AGCGGCAGCCGCUGGCUUUGCGCUGCCCCAGCUGGGGAGCGCUCAGGAUGUGUGUGGGGUGGAGCUGCCUCGGGAUCCCAGGGGCAGGAGUUGCCGCUGAGAGGGAUGGACACCUCUUCCUCUGGAGCAGCACUUUGGGGGCCGGCUUGGCUCCAAGGGACUGGCGGCAGGGGACCCAGUGUCAGCGUUGGUGAGAGUGUAAGCGAAGAGCUGGCUCCGUCCCUCGCAGGCUGAAGGACCAGCUGGCUGAGGACUCUUCCUUGACAAGUCCAGGCUCCUUCUCAGAUGUUUGAGACAGAGACAGAUGAGAAGAAAGAGAUGCCCUUGGAGGAAGGGAAGGGACCAGGUGCUGAGGACUCCCCACCCAGCAAGGACCCCUCUCCUGGGCAGGAGCUGCCUCCAGGACAAGACCUUCCACCCAUCCAGGAUUCCUCUUCAGGGCAGGAACCUGCUUCUGGCCAAGAAUCUCCAGCAAACAAUGACUCACCUUCUGGCCAAGAACCCCCUCUGGGCUCAGAAGCCCCACCAAGUGAGGACUCCCCAUCAGGCCAGGGGUCCCCUCCAGCCUCAGACCUACCACCCUGCCAGAACCUCGCUGCUGGCCAAGAACCUGCUCCUUGCCGGGACCCUGCACUUGGCCAAGACCUCCCUGUGGUCCCAGAGCCCCUUGCCCAGACCUCUCCACCCUGCCAAGACCCGUCUCCCGGCCUGGUCUCCCUGCCAGCUGAGGCCCUUGCUGAGGAGACCUCGAGCUCUGGGGACCCAUCGGCAGCUACUGAGGGCCUGCCUGCCACCUCCAGACCCACCUUUGUGAUCCCCGAGGUCCGGCUGGACAGCACCUACAGCCAGCAGGCCGGGGCUGAGGGGGGCAGCUCAGGAGAUGAAGAGGAGGCAGAGGGGGCAGAGGAGGUAGAGGAGGAAGAGGAAGACGAGGAUGAGGACACAAGCGAUGACAACUGUGGCGAGCGCAGCGAGGCCAAGCGCAGCAGCAUGAUUGAGACGGGCCUGGCGGGUGAGGGUAGCCUCUCGCUGCGGGUACAGAACUCGCUGCGGCGCCGGACACACAGUGAGGGCAGCCUGCUACAGGAGGCCCGGGGCUCCUGCUUCUCCUCCGACACCACCCUGCACUGCUCUGAUGGCGAGAGUCCCUCGCCCAGCUGGGCCAUACCUUCACCCCGAACCCUCAAGAAAGAGCUGGGCCGCAACGGUGGCUCCAUGCACCACCUUUCCCUCUUCUUCACAGGACACAGAAAGAUGAGUGGAACUGAGGUGCUUGGGGACGAUGAUGAAGCCUCCCAGAAGCGAAAGACCAAAAACAUAGCCAAGGAUGUGAAGAACAAGCUGGCCAUCUUUAGGAGACGGAAUGAAUCGCCGGGAGCCCCGCCAGCGGGCAAAACAGACAAGAUGAUAAAGUCUUUCAAGCCUACCUCAGAGGAAGCUCUCAAGUGGAGCGAGUCCUUGGAGAAGCUGCUGCUUCAUAAAUAUGGAUUAGCAGUAUUCCAGGCUUUCCUUCGCACGGAGUUCAGUGAAGAGAACCUGGAGUUCUGGCUGGCAUGUGAGGACUUCAAGAAGGUCAAGUCACAGUCCAAGAUGGCAGCCAAGGCCAAGAAGAUCUUUGCUGAAUUCAUUGCAAUCCAGUCUUGCAAAGAGGUAAACCUGGACUCGUACACACGGGAGCACACCAGAGACAACCUGCAAAGCGUCACACGGGGCUGCUUUGACCUGGCACAGAAGCGCAUCUUUGGACUCAUGGAAAAGGACUCGUACCCUCGCUUUCUCCGCUCUGACCUCUACCUGGACCUAAUUAACCAGAAGAAGAUGAGUCCCCCACUCUAGGGACCACCAGAGUAGAGCUCAGCAUUCACACCAAGCGGGCUGGGCCCCUGCCCACCUGCCUCCCCUCCCCCCUGCGACGGAGGGGACAAGCAAGCCCCCAGAGGCUGCGUCUCCGGACAGACAGUUGGAUAUUUGGAUUCAAGGCCUGGACCAAGAGGUCUAGGCUACUGGAGGAGUAGAAGGACUGGCCCCAUUGGGUCCCCACUGCCCUGGUACGAGGGGGACCGGGGCCCCGGCAGGUCAGGGGCCCUGGCUGAGCCAGAUCUGGAGCUACCGCUCCCUGCUUUGGAGAUUUGGAGAUUUUGUGUUGACCAAGUUCCUAAAAGAACUGGCUGAUGGGGCAGGAGGCCCAGGCCUGGGCACUGGGGUCCUCCUGGGGGCUGCUGGGGCUUGCAGCUCACACCCUCACCUUGAGACUUAUUUAUUUAAACAGUAGUUGGAUGCUUGGCACAUCGUCCUAUAAUAGGAAACCCUUGCCUCAUCAGUUUUCCUAAUUUACAAGUGCAAUAUCUUAACCAAUGCCUUGUGAAAAGCCACCCUCAGAGAAGGUGGUCACCAUCUUCCAGUGUCAGGGCAUUUCCUGGACCCAGGCACCAGUAGCAGGCAUCUGGACCAUCUGGACUCUUGAGGCCUGGAGGGGCUCUGCAGUCUGACCUCCACAGAAAUCCAGCACCCCCUGGGUGGGCGUCCCUCGGGACCUCCAGGAAAGCAUGGCACCCUCAGACCACACAGUAGCCCAGUGCAGGAGCAAAUAAAAGGCCUGUGUUAUUUCUUGUUCUUGGCGUUUUCUGUGUUCCUGCUCUCGAGCCUUCACAGGUGGCUGGGGCCGCUGGUUGUCUGGCUGUGGACCCAGAAGUUUCUCUCUUGCCAUUACCUGCACCCCACUCUGAGCCACUGGGGCACCGGGGAUCGCUGCUCUUAAACUGCCCCUGUGGCCGGAGACAGCCACAUCCCUUCAGUUGUUCAUCACCUCUCCUCUCCAUGGCCUCACUUCCAUUUUACAGUUGAAGAGUUUGAGGCAUGGGUGACUUAUCCCAGGUCAUGUGUGCAGCAGGGGGCAGAGGCCGGAUUCAGCCUAAGCCAAACAGGCUGCAAAGCCUCUGCUCUGGAUGGCUGUGCUCUACUGGCCACAAGACGGAGUCCUAGCUUGAUCAUAAAGUGGCUAUGUGACCUUCAGCAAGUAAGGCUUCUCUGCCUGGCCACACCCUGAUGUUCUGGCGGAGCUUUCAGGAGUUCAGGGAUGGUUGGUAGAGGCAGAUGGGGCCAGAAUCUCAGGUAAGGCUCUCAGAGGCCUCUGGACAGAAGGAAAAGCUGAGAAGGGAACAGGAGAUAGUGUCCCUCUGCAGCCUGAGGCCAGGCUCUCCCCUCUGUAUCUUUGCACCCUCAGAAGGAGAUGCAAGUUGAAGAAAGGCCUGAUCCAAAGCUAUACUCCAGGCCAAGACCUUGACCACUUGCUUAUUAUGGGGGCUGAGGAAGGCCCAGGCCCCAGGCCCUGCUAGUGCCAAAGCUGGUGCCUGGGGCCCACACAGGCAACCUCCCGGGACGAGGGCGUGGCAAGGGUGUGGCCUAGGGUGGGGACUGGCUCCACUAUGCUGAUUAGACUGGAUGGAAAAGCUGCAGGAGGGGCUGCGCCCUCCUCCCCUUGAACAUUGUUCUCUGCCUGGGGUCUUGGGCCCAGGUCAGCUCACCAGGGACGUACAGAAGACGUGCGACUGUAUUGUCCUCCUUGCCUCCCUUUGCCAGAGAGGGUCAGAAUUAGUGAUCUCUGGAAGCUGAGCCCUCUCCGGGGCUGCAGGGACCUGGGUGCUGAGAAGAUCUUUGGUCUUGUUCCUUCUGCAGAUCCUGGGGCUUUACUCGGGAGUUAAAGGCGAGCUGACUACCCUAUGACUGCACCUGACUUCUGCCCCUCUGCAAAUGGCGUACCCCAAAUCCCAUUUUGGAAGGACUUCCGGUGUGCCAGUCGUGGGCAGGACAGGAGACUGCCCCUGCGCUGUGCUCCCAGCACCAUGCACGUUCUUUGGUCAGCCCUGGCAAGCAGCCGUGGUCAGGCAUGGCUUCUGUGUCUCCAAAGGCUGCUCAGGCUUCAGAAUGAGGCAUUCCUGGGUUUGAGUCCUGCCGCUGCCACUCGCUUGCUCUGUCCCCUCAGUGAGUCACUGUGUCCCCUGAAUCUGCAAAAUAGAGAAGACAGUAAUGACUUAGUGCUGGGAUGAAGAUCCAAUGUUCUAGUCAUAACUGGGGGCGUGGUAUGCAGUAGGGACUCCACACAUGAAAACUUUUCUUGCCCCUUAAGGAAAGGACUGGCUGUUUUCCUCCAAGCCCCAGGCCUCACAUUGGACCUAGCCAGCAAGCCCCAUUUGGCUCUGCAAACAGGCCACCUGGUGGCUGGCAGUGCAAGGAGUAGAACUGGACCCUAGCUGCUCCCUAACUCGGAGCAGGCCUCUCCCAGGCUGGAGUUUGGGGACUGACAGCUGAGGCCUAGGGAAGACUGUCAUGCCGCUCUCUAUCUUCCUCCAAUGCUUUGGGCAGAGCUGCGUCAGAGCCCAGGACUCCUGCGCUCUGGUCUGACCCGGCCUAUUGGUAGCAUCUUUUGCUUGGAGGAGCCACUGAGUCCACAAAGAGUCCCUCUCCCCUUUCUUUGGGUCCCAGGGAUCCAGCUUUGGGGUAGGUGCUCCACCGUCUCAUUCCCGAGUUGCCACAGUGACCAAAGUCCAGGAGAACAAAGUCUGGCAGGUGGAAUUCCCAGUUUGGAAGACACCACACCCUGAUUCCCUUGGUCUCAGAGCUGCUCCAGCUUGUGCUGUGCAGCUGGAGACCAGACCGGAAAGGUGCCUGGGGCCUCCCUGCUGGCCCAACCUGGGCUGCCUGGGGGACGUGGGUACUUCCCUUGCUCCAUUAGGCCCCCAGGCCUCUCAUUUGUACAGUGUUUUUUUGGGCUGGUCCCCACUUUUCUUUUACAGGCUCCUUUCUCUGGGUGGCAUCCCAGGUGCCCUGAGGUCCUCAUAUGCAAGCCCCAACCCCUUUGCACAGGUGAGAAGCUUAAGGUGGAGGGAGGGGAAGCAGCUCAGUGAGGGGUUGGAAGGCUGGGCCUUGGUCAGUCAGGUGCUUGGGUUCAGUUCCUGGCUCAGCUGCUUACUACUAGCUGGGAACAUUCGCACAGACCACAUGGCCUCUCUUUGCCUGUUUUCUCAUCUCUACGUUGUGUGUACUGGCACCCAGGCCUGAGUAGCCGUGGCUGAGCCAAGGUCAAGCGUGUGGCAAGUUUAGUUCAGUGCCUGGCAUGGGGCAAGUCCUCCUUAAACGUGAGCAGCUCUUAGCGACAGCAUUAUUUGGGGUCACCAGCGAGUGGCAAAGCUCUUCUUAUGCUUCCCACACCUGGGUUCUAACCCAGCCCAACUGGAUUGGAGCCUGCAGUCUUAGAUCACAGAUCUUAUGCUUCCAGGGACAGUUUUGCUGGAGGGCAAAGCCAGACCGUUCCAGGAAGAAAGUAAAAAACAGCACGUCCUUACUCUGCUGCCCAGUCUUGGCCCUGCUGGGAGCAGCUGGGGUCAGCUGGGAGGGUGGAGAGGCAAGAGGGCACAACAGUGUCACUCAGUAGGAUGGCAGUGGGAGGGGACUCAGCUGCAGCCAGACUCCUUACGAGAGAGCCAAGGCUGUGGGAGCACCGUGUUCUCCUAGCCUGGCGGGAGGCAGCCAUGGCCUCCAGGACGCUAGCAUGGCAGACAUUCUGGUCCAGUCCCUUCCUUGCAUCCUUCUAUGACAGGGAGCUCAUUAUCUCCCAGGGAGCUCAUUAUCUCCCAGGAAGCUCAGAGGGCCUAGGUGUCCCUUGGAGUGUCCGAAGUUCCCUCCAUCUCAAGUUGGGUCCUGGGGCAGGUUAGUGAUAGCCCCUAUAGAUGUCCUUCCCUGACCACCGCCAUAGACUGACCGAUUUCUCUGGCCUCCUUCCUACCUGCUUCAUUCACUAUAACCAAACCCUCUGAGCUCCCAUCUAACCUCCCCACCUUUGCACCCUCUGGUCACUUUGCCUGCUAUCCUUCUCUGGAUCCUUCAUUUGACAUCUUCCCAGACAGCCUCUCUGAGCCACCUCUCCACCCAGACAAACCUCAGAUCAUAAAGACCCUGCCUUGUCCCUUCUCUACCUCUCCAGAAGAGCUUUCAGGCCCUCCAAUCAUGGGUGGGGCUCAGAGAAGCCGCUGUAUGCAGCUGUUUUGCUUACAAUGGCAACAUCUGUGGAACAUCUGGGUCCUCUUCCUGGCUGGGUCUGGCAGGAGAGACAGAACACCCAGACCCCCCAGUACCCUGGCCCCCUGCCACUGAUGUCCUGUCUUUGGGUGGGAGGAGGCAGUGGGGGACUGAGGAACAGCUGUGAGGUUGAUGGGAUCCUCUCCAUACAGAUGGGCCAGGGACAGCAGAGGGAGGGCCAGAGAAUAGGUACAAGAAAACAGCUGCACCCAUACAAGGCACACAACACGCAUGUCCCAUGCCUGAUCUCUGCUAGUCCUCACAGCAUCCCCUGGAGGAAGAUUGGAAAGUUACGUUCAUUCUGCAAAAGAGAAAAAUUAAGGCUCAGAGACAGUGGACAAGCUUGGCUGGCUGAGUAGGCAUCAGAACCAACACUCCCAAUUUCCGGGCAGCCUUAGGUAGCCAUCAUUCCAGCCAUCAGAGAUUCCCAGGGGCUGAGCUGCACCUGAGUGGCGCCCGACUCAUGCAGGCUUCCCCAGCCUGAGGGUAAGGCAGCCCAGAAACCUGGGCGGGGGGCUGUAAGUGCAGAAAGCCUUGUCCCAAGUUCAAUUUCAGUUCCUAGUGGGCUACAAAGUGCGAACAACAGUCCCACCUCACUGGCCCUUUGGACACAC
Molecule: messenger RNA, 6689 nt
Organism: Fukomys damarensis (Damara mole-rat)
Lineage: Eukaryota; Metazoa; Chordata; Mammalia; Rodentia; Bathyergidae
Product: regulator of G-protein signaling 3-like
Exons: 7
Coding region: 286-1836 (516 amino acids)
Biological process (GO): signal transduction
Cellular component (GO): nucleus; plasma membrane
Source: RefSeq, a predicted model, not a curated record